Nematolebias whitei (Rio pearlfish) is the source of this 2178-nucleotide messenger RNA. It is a transcript of the gene aldh3a2b, whose product is annotated as aldehyde dehydrogenase 3 family, member A2b. Lineage: Eukaryota; Metazoa; Chordata; Actinopteri; Cyprinodontiformes; Rivulidae. Gene Ontology annotation, molecular function: aldehyde dehydrogenase (NAD+) activity. Gene Ontology annotation, cellular component: cytoplasm. The coding region runs from base 109 to 1578 and encodes 489 amino acids. Gene Ontology annotation, biological process: aldehyde metabolic process. The transcript is spliced from 11 exons. The record is from RefSeq and is a predicted model, not a curated record.
UCCGCCUGACGGCCGAACCGCUGUUAUUGUUCAGCUCCUCCGCUGUGGGUCUGCUGCUCCACAUCCAGACGAAUAAGGAGCUCAAAUACCUCUCUGAAACUGUCCAGGAUGUCUCGAGAGCAGCAGGCAGUGGCUCGAGCCAGGAAAGCCUUUGAAACAGGCAGGUCCAAAAAUCUGGAGUACCGGAUCCUCCAGCUGAAGAACCUGCAGCGUUUAUUCUCAGAGAGGCAGAAAGAGAUUUCAGAUGCGAUCAACAAAGACCUGAAGAGGAGUGAAGUGGGAAUGCAGAUGUUUGAGACACUGGGUCUGGAGGGAGAGAUUGCCCUGACCAUCAAGAAACUGAAGGAAUGGGCGGCCCCCCGGGCCGUGGAGAAGAACCUGAUGACCCUCUCAGACACCGUUUACAUCCAUCCAGAGCCGCUGGGGGUGGUGCUGAUCAUCGGGGCCUGGAACUACCCCUGGGCGGUCACCAUCCAGCCGCUCAUUGGAGCCAUUGCAGCAGGUAACGCAGCUGUGGUGAAGCCCUCAGAAGUCUGUGAUUACACUGCCAAGGUCAUGGAGGAGCUGCUGUCAGUUUAUAUUGAUAAAGAGCUUUAUCCUGUAGUGUCCGGAGGAGUCCCAGAGACUCAAGAGCUUCUGCGACAGCGAUUUGAUCACAUUUUCUACACCGGCAACAGCACGGUGGGCAAAGUGAUUAUGGAGGCCGCCGCCAAACACCUGACACCUGUCACCCUGGAGCUGGGCGGCAAGAGCCCCUGCUACAUCGACAAGAACUGCGACAUAGGCAUAGCCUGCAGACGGAUCGCCUGGGGGAAAUACACCAACUGUGGUCAGACGUGCAUUGCCCCAGACUACAUCCUCUGUGAACCCUGCAUUCAAGACCGAGUCAUUGAGGAGGUCAAGAAGUCCAUUAAGGAAUUUUACACAGACAACCCAAAGACGUGUCAUGACUAUGGACGCAUCAUCAACCAGCGCCAUUUUAAACGCAUCAUGACCUUGUUGGAGGACAGCUCAGUCACUUUCGGAGGAGAAAACGAUGAGUCGAACUGCUACAUUGCUCCCACAGUCCUGCGGGAUGUAAAGCCAGAGGCAAAGGUGAUGCAGGAGGAGAUAUUUGGACCUCUGCUUCCCAUCGUGCCCAUCAGUGGUCUGGAUGAAGCAAUCGCGUUCAUAAAUAAAGGAGAGAAACCUCUGGCUCUGUACACCUUCUCAUCAAAUGAUAAGGUAAUAAACAGAAUGAGAGAUGAGACUUCCAGUGGAGGAUUCUUGGCCAACGACUGUCUUGUUCACUUUUCUGUCAGCUCGUUGCCUUUUGGAGGAGUUGGAAACAGCGGUAUGGGCUGUUAUCACGGCAAGUACAGCUUCGACCAGCUCAGCCACCUGCGCAGCUGCCUCAUCAAACAGCUGAAAAUGGAGGGAGUGAACAACAUGCGGUACCCGCCUCACACGCCUAAAAAACUGGGCUGGGCGCGAUUCUUCAUCCUGAAGACCUUCAACCUGGGCUGGGCGGGUCGGAUGAUGCUGUUGGCUGUGCUGGCUGUGGUGGGCGCUGUCGUGCUACAGAAAAUUCUCAGCUGAAGACAGUUUUCUCCAUCGCACAUCCGUCUUGUCAUCUUCACGCUGCCCGAGAGGAGGAAGAGGCAGCAAAUCAUAAUCACCAUCUUCAACAAUGUAUUCGACUGCAGCUUUUAUCCAUUUAACACUUCUAUAUUAAUGUUUAAAGUGUCACGUAGCACAGAUGGAGCUUAUUUCUAUGAAGAGAAUGUUUUAAUCUGUAACUCCGCAUCACAUUUCAACCUGUAGGAUCAGGUUUAUGGACCUAAACAAGAUUUUAUGCACUUUUAAUCGAAUCUAGAGUUUUAUUAAACUAAAUCUGUUUAUUUACUGUAGUUUUACAGUAAUACGUCGGGUUUAAAGAACUGUGAAUGUUUUCACAAAGGGAUGGAGAAUGAAGUUCGUUCAUUUCAACAAUGAUUCUGAUUUUAAUGUGUCUACAGCUCAUUUCAAUCCCGUCCUGAGCCGCUCGUAUUUCAGACGUUUGUUUUACAUCUGAAACGUUGUGGUCCCCGAAAUCAUCUCAAAAUCAAAAAGGUUUAUAUGAAGGUUGUUUUAUUUUAUUUUAUUAAUCCUGGAAAGUUUUCUAUGAUUAGUUUAAUUAUGUAACACGUAUUAAUUUAU